GUCCCAGAAUUAGGCUUCUGGGAUGUUGUGCUCGAUUACGUCCUAAUCGAUGCGUUUGAGGAAUUCUCACGCCCGCCUUCUGCUGUUUUAGCUGUUACAAGAAAUAUGUUUUUAAGCCAAUCUUUAAAGGAAUCAACCCUGGCAACUGUGAUCUGGUCGAUGCUUAAAGCAAAACGCGCAAGGCUUGCGGUACCCGAUGGAUUUAUAUCACAUUUUUACGAUAUUUCGGAAGCAGUUUCACCCACCAUUACUUUAGGAUUUCUGGGAACAGACGAGCAUUUGCGUGACUUAUGCCACUAUUUCAAGGAACACAUGUGCUCUUUCAUUGUUGACAUAUUUAGCCUGAAAAAAGUACGAUAUACAUGCCUGAGGGAGCUGGCUGAAGAUAUACGACUUAUCCUGGAAACACGUCUUGAAAUGGUCCAGACUAGGCUUAGCACCGAGUUACUCCCUGUUGCAUAA
This is a messenger RNA of Gongylonema pulchrum, 462 nucleotides long. Lineage: Eukaryota; Metazoa; Nematoda; Chromadorea; Rhabditida; Gongylonematidae. The record is from the annotation of a GenBank genome assembly.